Molecule: messenger RNA, 1836 nt
Organism: Labeo rohita (rohu)
Lineage: Eukaryota; Metazoa; Chordata; Actinopteri; Cypriniformes; Cyprinidae
Gene: nopchap1
Product: NOP protein chaperone 1
Exons: 4
Coding region: 68-547 (159 amino acids)
Biological process (GO): box C/D snoRNP assembly
Molecular function (GO): box C/D methylation guide snoRNP complex binding
Source: RefSeq, a predicted model, not a curated record
GGAAGUUAUUAUGUUGUGUAAAAACACAUGUGGACACAAGUGAAUUUGUACAUGUGAGGGACUAACCAUGGCUCAAACACAAAACAAUAUCAAGAAAACCUCUUCUAGAGACUUACUGACCUGUGGCAACGGAAAAGGAAUCCAUGAGAAACUUCUGUUGAGCUCUAAAAGUGCUUCAUUGCAGACAGAAAGGGUCCCCAAAAGUAGUGUUUUGAACAGACUGCAAAGUUUCCUUCCCCAAAUCGCCCAAGCCAAUGAGUCUCUAAAACAGCAGAUGGACGAAGCUCCUGCUAGUUUCUUUGACAUUGAGAAUGUGGAGGAUGCGGAGAAAGUCAUCGAGAUGGAUGUGGCUCUGGUUGAGCUAGAGGAUUCGGACAGCAGCGAAGAGGAUGACUCUUCAUCGUCAUCGUCAUCAUCCUCGUCGUCGUCAUCAGAGGAAGACAGCUCAGAUGAAGAGGUGACAACUGUCACAGCAAAGACACUGAAACUUCCAGGUGACAGAAAGAGAAAGGCCAACAUCCAGGUGAUCGAGAAUAAGGGCGAGUGAAAGAACACAUAGAAGAUGUUAGGUUUCGGACUGGAGUCGUGUGGAUUAUAGUGUUUUUAACUUCUGGACUCGCGUUCUGACGGCACCCAUUUGCUGUAGAGGAUCCACUGGUGAGCAACUGAUUUAAUGCAGAAUUUCUCCAAAUCUGCUCUGAUGAAGAAACAAACUCAUCCACAUCAAUGUUCAUUUUUGGGUUGGCUAUUAAAGGAUUAGUUCACUUCCAGAACAAAAAAUUACAGAUAAUGUACUCACCCCCUUUGUCGUCCAAGAUGUUAAUGUUUUUCUUUCUUUAGUCGUAACGUUAAAUAAAUUAUGUUUUUUCAGGAUUUCUCUCCAUGUAUCGUUAACGGACUUCAAUGGUGUCCCCCAAAUUUGAACUUCCAAAAUGCAGUUUAAAUGCAGCUUCAAAGGGCUCUAAACGAUCCCAGCUGAGGAAUAAGAGUCUUAUCUAGCAAAACGAUUGGUUAUUUUCUAAAAAAAAAAUUACUUUUUAACCUCAAACGCUCGUCUUGUUUAGCGCUGUGUGAACGGUUGGUCGUGACAGUUAGGGUACGUCUAAAAACUCCCGUCUCAUUUUCUCCUCCAACUUAAAAAUCGUCCUACAUCGCUGUUUUUACCUCUUUUUUUUUUUUUUUGUAAAGGGUGUUUGAUCUUCUUUGUAUGUUCACUUUGUAAACUCUGGGUUGGUACUUCUGCAGCGAUGUAGGACGAUUUUGAAGUUGGAGGAGAAAAUUAAUUGGGAGUUUUUAGACGUACCCUAACUGUCUUGACGGACUGAGCGAGACGAGACAAGCGUUUGAGGUUCAAAAGUAUAUAAACUGUAUUUAAAAAAAAAAACAAAAACGAUUGUUUCGCUAGAUAAGACCCUUUUUCCUCACCUGGGAUUGUUUACAACCCAUUGAAGCUGCAUUUAAACGGCAUUUUGGAAGUUUAAACUCGGGCGCGAAAUAGAUCUCCGUUAUAUAUAGAGAAAUCCAGAAAUGUUUCCCCUUAAAAAAAAACAUAAUUUAUUUACGACUGAAGAAAGAAAGACAUGAACAGCUUGGAUGACAAGGGAGUGAGUACAUUAUCUGUAAAUGUUUUGUUCUGGAAGUGAACUAAUUUUUUAAGUCAGUCUCUAUUGUUGUCCCAGUUGAGUAUAAGUUACUUGAAUUGUGUUUUGUGUUCUGCAUUAAAAAAAGUUCAAUGUUUCAAUCAAGAAAAACAGUUUUUGCAAUUUACAUUCUUUAUUGUAAAAAUGGUUUCCCGACGCUCCUUAAUUUUUGUUCAUAGUUGACAUAAAGUUGAAA